CGUGAGGCCGAGGUGCGAAGUUACUACGCCGCUCGGCCCGGGGGACGCAGUCGCUGUGCUUUCACGAGACCGUUGCCGCAACCUGCAUGCUCCGCGUUUGCCCAACAGCCACGUACAGCUCAUGGGCAGCUUCUGUUACUAGUGCAACUACAUCAACGUCUAAUCUUCAAAGAUUAUACUAAAACUGAAUCAGCUGGCAGGUUGAUAUUGGUUCCAUCCUGCAGCUUAUGUCAACUGCAUUUAAAAUCCUUGCAAAAUUGCUACAAACCUCAAGCUCAUGGCUUUUCGAGUCAGAAAAUCUCAUUCACUGCUCCUUGGUUUAGUAGGCAUUGUCCUAAUAAUGUAUUCAGCUUAUUAUUCGAAUUCAGGAUACCUAUUUGUCGAAAAUGGGCCAAGAAACAGAAAGGCAGCUAAUAUCACAGCACCAGAUGGCUCUGUUAUUGUAGAGGUAGAUGCAUCGAAAAACAAUAUUGCUGCUCUUAAAGUUUCAAAAAAUGCUAUUUCUACUGCUGCUUCACGAGUAGUUUCUGUACCUAUGGGUGAAAACUCAACACACAACACAACACUUCGUGAAGCUGCAAAACAGCCAAAGCCAGUUGCAAAUACAGCUGCAGCUGAGAAGAGUGCACCAAAUGUUAAAGCAGCAACAAAACCAAAUAAUAGUGAUCCUGCUGACAAAGCUGUUGUGACAAAUACCAUAUUUGAUGCAAGUUAUUUCAUUACCAAUGAAAAUUUGUGUAUAGAUGACGGGCAAAAUUUGCAAAUUUUAAUAAUUAUUACAUCAGCCCCAUCCCAUUUUGAAGCACGCAUGGCCAUUAGACAAACGUGGGGAAGCUUCAAGCAACGAAAAGAUGUUGCCAUGUCAUUUCUCAUUGGAUCUGUGCAAGAUAACAAAACUAAUCAGACUCUAGCCACUGAAUCAGAUAUGUAUGGAGAUAUCAUAAUGGCACAAUUUUUUGAUACCUACAAUAAUUUAACUUUAAAAACACUUUCUAUGUUGGAAUGGGUUGAUAGCUAUUGCAGUAAAAUAAAGUUUGUGCUGAAGACUGAUGAUGACAUGUUUAUAAAUAUUCCAAGACUACUUAGUUUUGUUAGCAAGCAUUCAAAAGACAAGAGAACAAUUUUUGGAAGACUAGCAAAAAGGUGGAAACCCAUACGGAACAAGAAAUCUAAAUAUUAUGUCUCUCCAAACCAGUAUCGGCCUUCUGUGUUCCCUGAUUUCACUACUGGCCCAGCUUAUUUAUUAACGGGAGAUGUGGUGCAUGACUUGUAUGCAACAGCACUUAACAAAACAUAUUUAAAACUUGAAGACGUGUUUAUGACAGGAAUAGUGGCACAGGAUAGGAAAGUGAAAAGAACUCAUGCAAAUGAAUUCAUGAAUAAACGAAUAACAUUCAACCCUUGUGCUGUACAAAAAGUUAUCAGCAUACACAUGGUAAAGUUUCACGAACAGUUUGAUCUGUGGAAAAAACUUUUAGAUGGAAGGUCAAAAUGCACGUAGUGUACUUGUUGUAAAUGUGACUUGUCAUGUAAUGGCAAAUUCUUUAUAAAGUGCUGUUCAUUAUGUAUUGCUGUUUAUUGUAUAUGUUUCCCAUUUCAUUAGUUUUGGUUCAGGUUGCAAUGUCUUUAAUAGAUAGUUGUUACCUGUACACUGUUGUGUAUAGAUAUGAAGACUGAAUGUUUGAAACCCAACUAUUUAAAUUUUGUUGAAUAUGACAUCAUGUAAUAUUUAUUUUGUGUAAUAUGUGUUCAUUUGUGCAUUUUACAGUUGGGUUUCUCCUUUUGUCUUGUUUACAAGCAUUUAUUUUUUUUAAUGUAUGCCAUUUAAUUUAAAUCUGUACCAUUAUUUUUAUAAAUUUACUCAGCUUCUCAAAUAAGACUUUAUACUGUCAUAUACUAAUUGCCAGGUAGCUACUUUUACCAGGAUUUUUAUAUACCUGUAGGUGCUCUAUAUUUCUUUUGUGUCUUGUAUUUCAAUUUCCAGUAUUACAGCAAGAAUACAUAAAUUGUUUUUAUACUAAAGCACUUUUUUGCCACCGAUCUCAGUUGUAGCAGUAUUAUAGACCAUUUUCCUGUUGUAAAUAUAUAAAACCUUUGUGAGAAGUAGCACAACAAAUCUCUUGCCUGUUGUGUGCACUAAAACACUGAGUGCCAGUCACCAGUUUUUUACAGUACUGGUGAUGAUUAAAAACAAAUUCCUUUGCUAUUCCAUCCAUAUUCAGAAAGAAGAAACAAUGAAGAAGAAAAAAAUUGUAAUUAUAAUAUUUAUGCUUUAUAUAUCUUUCAUAAUGUCGCUGUUAGCAUUCUGGUUAUCACUUGUUCCUCUCCCUCCUCCUCUUUCCACCUGCUUCCCACACCCAUAUACCCUCACUACUGUAAAAUGAGUGAAGAUUGUAACAGACAAAAUGACUUCUUGCAGCUGGAGUGUGUAAUACUAUCUUCAUUAAUGAUGUGUGCUAGAGGAAAGUUGUUGCCCGUGGAAUAUAGAGGAUGUUUUAUCAGUACUGUGCACAGAAGUUUUAGGCAUAUUAUGAUUAUAUUUAGGAAAUACUCUGUUCAUUUAAAAUCUUGCUGUUCAAAACUUUGCUACAAUUUCCUGUACCUGUUUAGUUCCAGUCGAAUGACAUAUUAUUUGGAUAAAAACUUUUAAUUAUUUGAAUUGUCCACAUAGUUUGUGCACUGGGAUUAUUUUGGUCAUUGAGGGAAAGAAGAUAUGGGGAAUCAUAGCUUAAGAAUUGAAAACAAAGAAUUGUAAAAUUUCUUUAAAAGUGAUAGUAAUAAACUACAUUUUUUUUACUGUGAAUUUGAUGUAUAAGUAGCAGAAUAUUUGGAAAUUGGUUUUGCCUUUGUGUAGUCUCCCUGCACAGCCUUACUUUCUCUUCUUCCUCUCUUUUUUCCUGUUCCUCUUUGAGUUGUCUCCUCUAUUCUUCCAUAAACAUUUCUUUCCUUCAUUUUCAUUUCAAAUUUUCCAUGUUCUUUUGAAGGAAUUUCAGUAUUUCAACAGAACUCUGUUGUUUCUUGUGCUUCAUGGUGUGGAUCAUUGAUUCAAACAGCUUUUUCACAAUGACAACAGGAGCCUGUCUUCAAACUUUACUGCUUCUGCAGCUCUAAUGUUUGGUUUUUACAGCUACUAAUACACAAGGUUAGCUGUCCACCACACUCAAAGGCCUUGUCACAGUCCAUAAAUGAUCCUUUUAUAUUCACUACUGAAGUAUCCUACCUGUAUGUUUAUCCAUUUGUAUACAUUUACGGAAUAAAAUUUAAUGAAUUCUUUCUUGCAUACUCCUUUCCUCACCAGUGAGACAUUUACAGCAAAGGGUAAAUCUACAGAAAAAAUUAAACACAUAAUUAACCAAACUAUUUGAUGAUAUACUUUUUCAUUUGUGCCUGAAUUGUCAUCUCAUCUCAACAUUCUUGUUGACUUGUUUCAUUGCUUUUUCCGUGAAUGCUUACUUAAUAAAUGGUAUCCAUUUGUUCAACAGUUUAGUGCAGUGACAUUUCUAGUUUCCAGACUUAGGAUUAAUGCUGCCACCAUUUUGUUUGUUUGCUUUAGAUUUGAAGUAAGCUAGUAAAGUGUACAGUGCACUAUAAUUUUUCUUAGAACUGGUAAGACAUUGGAUUGUAGUGCAAGCUUCAGUGUAGUUUAUUCACAUGAAAACAUGUGCUCAACCAUUUUUCUUAUUUCGUAUAUAAACUUAAAGGAAUGUUUCUUUCUCAAAAUUUAGAAUUCAUUGCCAUUUAUGAUUUCAGAGGCACUUAAGUCGGUGUCUUUUUGGUGAGUAGGAUCUGUAUCUGCUGGUAAAUAUUGUUUCCCCUUUUCAGAAACAUUAUUAAAAUAUUCCUAACAUUUAAGAUGCUUGUUGUUAGCAAUAGGUAGAUUAAUGGGAGAGCACAGACCAUGGUGAGAGAUUUUGCACUAAACAGUGGUACAAAUUUUUUUUUAGAAGGAGCCCCCAGUGAACUGUUAAUUGCUGACUGUAUAAUAUCAAAUAUUAGAAAAACAAAGGGAAAUAGGUUGUUUAAUGUUAGAGCAAAAUGUGUAAUUCACUGUAACUGGAAGUUAAACAAGUAUUUUUUGGAUAUAGAACUAUAAAAGUAUAUGCAUUUCACAUUAUACAUAAGUGUGGUGCUGUAUGAUUAUCUCCCCUGUGUUCAACAAGGCCAAUAUUUAUUUUCCCUUUUUCUGGACAUCUGGUCUUAGUCGAUGCCAAUGAAAUUUUGAUUAUUUAAAUGUAGAGGGUCUGAUCUUGCUACAAGUACCCAGUGAAAAAGAUUUUAAAGAAGUUGAAUUUUCAUAUCAUAUUUUAUACUGUUACUAAGAAUGCUUAUUUCUGACAACUUUCCAGAAGUGUGCAGAAUUGUGGUGGUUGUUGGUGACAAAUGUUUCAGGGUGGUGAUUUAAUUCUAUUUUUCUAUUAUAAAACAUGGCAAAAUGAGGCAGUCAGGUGUGUAAAUGUGGUAGCUACAUUUUAAAUAUUUUUGUAAAUGUUUGUUAAUUGUCUUAGGAUCUUACUUAGAACUUCUAACUAUAAUAAGUAGAAGAUUUAUAAAUAAUAUGGAGUGGAAUACAUACCAUUCCAUGUAAACAUGGGAUCAAUCUAUAUUUUGUUACUUACCCCAUGAACUAUUAGAAUUUACUGGGUGCCGUUGAAAAGUGAAUUAUGAUAUUUUUUGUGUCAUUUUUCCAAAUUUAAUGUAUAAAAUCUGGCAAAUCAGUGAUACAUGUCCUUACUAGCUAACUGUCCUAAAGAACAUUUGCAGAAGUUGAAACUUACAGCUUUGUAGGACCACUGAAAACUGUGCACAGUAUUAAUGAAAACUGAGUCGACAAUCGAUUGGUUUCAUUGCUUAAAUGAAGUAGACCUACACAUGAUGUUUGUAAAGCAAAAUUUAACAAUAUGUAUAUUGUUUACUCAUUACUAAAUUGAAUUAAAUGACAUUUAUAAUAAACAUUAUUGUUUAAUGAUCAUGAAACAGAUAGGUAAACGAGGUGUUUGAAUUUACUGAAAAUUAUUUUGAGUGAUAUUUUUAUUCAUUGUAGUCUAAGAAACAAACUUGGUGUUUUUAGUAAUCUUCUUUACACAAAGGAAAGUGUUAAAGACAAUGUGGUGGAAGUGUUUGUGCAUACUGAGCGUACCCAAAAUUUAAAAUGUGUAAUUGACUUCAGAAUGUUUGCUUUUCAAUUUGAUGUAAACAAGCAUGUUUUUGUCACAGUAAACAGAUGCAACAGCUGACAUAUUUUUAAUCAGUAUUUUUUGAAGAAGAGAUAUAUCUUGUUUCACAGUUAGCUUGUCUCACAUUUUGUGUGUGUGUGUGUGUGUGUGUGUGUGUGUGUGUGUGUUUUUCACAUUACAGGUCAGACAGGGCUGAUCAGUAACUUGUGUACAUCAACAUCUUGUGUUUCUUGGUUCCUUCGGUCCUGGCGUAUAGCUGGUUGUUGAGUUUCUUUACAAAGUAAUACAUUCAUCUCUAAUCAUACUUACAUCUUUCAUAAUACAUGUUACAGAAACUAAAAACAUUUAGAAUGCCUUUUAACAUGCACUUUCAAUGAUAGAAUCAAAAUAUGAAGAACUCCAUGCCUGUAUUUUAGAGUUGUGAUCUGAAGUUCUGAAGAUACAAUAGAGUUCAUGAAUGUGCAGUGAAAGUUAAUUACCUCAAUUUGAAUAGGAAGUAUAGUGAUUGCUCUUUACUUAAUAAUUCAAAAUAUGUAUGAUUAUAUCUUGUCAGAUUGCUGUGAGAGACUGGCAACCAAGUCUUACUUUUGUGUUUCACCUUCUGUCUGUGUGUUGGCUGAGCAAGCUUCCUCCAUCUGGGCAUGUGGACACACCUGAGUUUUUAAUGUAUUCUUUGUACGGGUUACCAGAGAAGUUGUUGAAGCAUUUUAGUUAUCUAAUUGUUAAAGAACUUAAAGCUGCAAAGUUUCUUUAUUGGGAAUGAACAUGUAAUACCAGGCAGGUGAUGUAUGUGGAAAUUUUUGUGUUUCAUUUAGGUAUCGCCAGGACUGUAGCGAAAAAAAGUUUGAAUAUGCUAUAUAUGAUAACGCCAAAUUGAUACCAUUUUUACUUUGCUGUUGAAAUAUCUUAGACUGAAAUUUUCUAUUGUUUGUUAGUAGAAGGGAACAGCUGGGCACUUGAUGAAAACAAAGCGGUACACAUUGUAUCAUCAUAUUGCACAUUUGUUUAUUGGAAAACAGGAUUUUAGUUAUAACACGAUUGAUGUCAAGAUCAUUAAAUACCUUGCCAUAGCUCUAUUAGACAAGUAUGAUAGUGAAAAGUCCUGUUGAAAGAAUUGUUGUACAAUUUGCCUGAAGUGGUUAGGGAAACCUCAUUAAACAUAAUUGAUGAUGUCAGUGUGGAGAUUUAAACUACCAUUCCUCCUCAUUAUGAACAGCCUCCAAAACAUGUCUCAACAUUUUGUGUUGUUUGUAGUCCUGGUAUUAUUUAUGGCAUGGUACAUCAAUGUACGACUGAGACAUUAAUACCUAAAAUACAGCCACGAAACACCAGUUUCCCAAUUUUAAAUUGGAUAACAAUCUUAGCUGUAGCCUUUUAGUAAUAUCAUCAUCAUUGUGUGCUGAUGUAAAUUUCUUCUAUAGCUGCAGGAGGAGUGCUCCCUAAGUAUUGCUCAACUACCACAAAGGGGAAUGAAAUGUCAUAAUUGAAUAGAGAACUAAAUUCAAAUCAUCCUCAUGCAGAUACAAAAUUUGCACUAAAAUUUCCUUCAGUCAUGUCUUUGGCACCCAAAAAAUUUGCAUUCAUUUCAGAUUUAGUCUUUGUCAAAAAUAGACAUUUCAGUGUCUUCACGGGGUUUCAUUUGAACAAGAUCCACAGGUAAAACAUGUUUUGUGCAUUCUUCAGUUCAUUAGUCAUCUUCAAAAAAAAUGAGCAAGAGUAUCAGAAAUUUUAUGCUUUAGAGUAUUUUCUUAUGAAUUAAAUGUCACACUAAUCUGUUUGCAUGUUACCUGCAACAGCUUUCUUCAUAGAUGUGCCCAACUUGAGUAUGGCUGAAUUCACUCCAGUUAAAUUUUAUCACCCAUAUAAUUCAUUCAUUCACUCAUAUAGCACAUUUGCACCUUACUCUUCCGCAUAGAUACAGAACUAAUUCCUGACUAUUAUUCUAUAGUGUCUUACAUUGACUCAUUUGUGUGUCUAAUGUUAAAGUAUUGUUUUUGCUGACAAACUUUUAUGUAUUUGCAUUUUAUUUUGCUUUCUUACCUCUAUAUUUUAUUUUGACUUUGUACCCAAAAUAUUUUUGUAAUGCUGAUUAUAAGACAUCUUCGCUUUACAAAUAAGUGUUUCUUCUGCCUAUAUUGUAUUAGUUUUUUUCUCUUUACCUCCCCUCCCAUCACUCCCCACAGCAUGUGUGUCAUCAUGAAAGCCAACCUUCCCUUUUCUUCAUACUUAAACCAUGUUAACAUUUUCAUUUUCACCCAUCCCAUUCCACCACCCCCUCUCCCACAAGAAAUACUGUCUACAAUAGUCAACUUUGUUAAAUUUAUUUGAGUGAUACAAAGGGGGAUGUAGUAUACUCCUAGAGUGAUCAUUUAAAGCUGGUUCUUGAAACUUUAACAGACUUUCUUGGAAUAGUUUACAUCUGCCUUCAAGAGUCUUCCAGUUCAGUUCCUUCAGUAUCUCUGUGACGGAUCAAACAAACAUGUGACUGAUCAUGCUGCCCUUUGCUGUGUUUGUUCAGUAUCCACUAUUAGUCCAGUUUGGUAUGGGUCUCACACACUUGAGCAACAUUCUAGAACUGGUCACACAAGUGAUUUGUAAGCGGUCUCCUUUGUAAACUGAUUUCAAUUCCUAAGUAUUCUAUCUAUAAACGAAAGUCUACCACCUGCUUAACCCAGUCAGAACUGUACAUUAAAUUGUUUAUAUCCAUGAAGAGUAAUGCUUCAGAUUUACUGCUAUGAAGUAUGCAAAGCCAUUAUGAUGCAAAGUGGUGAAACAGUUGCAGACAUGAAUGGACAUUGCUUUAAGUAGAUAACUAUUAUUAAGUAAACUGUGUAAACAUUAGGCCAUGAUAUAUAUUCAAGAACAAACUGAUUCUGAAAAUAAAGAAGCUUUGCAGUACUAAAUUGACUGAAAACACACACACACACACACACACACACACACACACACACACACUCACUCUCUCUCUCUCUCUCUCUCUCUAUCUCUCUCUCUCUCUCCUCAGACUGGUGAACCAGCACAUUCAGCAAAUUGUAAGAGGUGCCUAUAGUUUUCUGUACAACAUUAACUGUGGUACAACUCUCUUUUUUUUUUCUCAUAUACAGUUUAUUAGACAAAAAAAUCGCAUUGACAAAAUCCUAGGACAGAGUAGAAUUCAAACCCCGACAUUUUCAGUUCCGUGCUGAUGCAUACUUAGGCACCAAGAGAUACUUUCUUCAUUUACAGUUGCUAAGUUUGUGUAUUGGAAGCACCAGCAACAAAAAUGGGGAAACAUUGUUUUUAGCUGUUGUGUGACUAGCUUCACAUUGAUAAAGUAGUAAGUGUAGCUGUGGGCUUGAUAUCAAGUUUUUGAAGCAUUUAUUUUAUGUAGAACACUGUUGAAUUUGUUGGCCAUCCAUUGUGUAAAUGAUUGUACAUAUUAUGCGUGUGGUAGAUCUCUCGUAUUGCAUGCUAGAUGGAAAAAGUAAAAAGUUUUUAUUUCAAUCCCUUUUUCACUGUCAACCUCACUUCUCUCUCAUCUCCCACCAUACAUUACAUUUCUCUUUGUAAAUUGUGUUCCAGUUGGUCAGGCUGUGUGUAUGCUAGAUUUCUGUUCUUUCAUUCAAUGUGUUACACCACCUCCUCCCUCCACCCCCCCCCCCCCCCCCAAGAAAAAAAUUCCAUCUUUCUAGCAGAUAUCAUCUAAUCAUUUAGAGUAUUUGAUGUGCCUUUCUUCAGUAAAUACUUCCUAGUCCUAAAAAAGCAUAAUUUUUGUCAUUUCUAGCAAAUUAUGUUAAUUUUUUACUUGCUGUGAAGGUUGUGGCACCUUAAAUAAAUGUUUUUCUCUGUCCUAGAAUGUUUUAUGAAAGAAUCGUGUUGCAUGGAACUUAUUGUUGAGCUCUUGUCAGCCUGUAAAAUAGUAGUUUUUUGGUUUUGUGAAAUUUAUGAAAUACUGUGUAGUGGCUUUCCUUUUAAUGUAUUUUUGUAUGUGUUGUAUAUUAUAAUGUACUGCAGGAUGCUUUUUUAGAAUAUUUUAAUUUCUCUUGUUACUCAAGUUUCAUGGAAUACUCAAAGUACAUAUUUAAAGGAUAGUGCAUGGUUGUGAUGAUGUUGCUCGUUACUUUAUGAUCAUACUACAAAACUGUUUAAACAGAAGUAAAUAAGUUUCUUUUGCCUGUAGUAAGUUGGUGGUAUAAUCUAAUACAGGUAUGCUGCCAAAUGUGGACAUCAUGUUCAAAAGUAAUCAGUAAGAUUUUUGUAAUAAAUACUAUAUGAAUGUGUCAA
Schistocerca piceifrons (Central American locust) is the source of this 9437-nucleotide messenger RNA. Its product is annotated as beta-1,3-galactosyltransferase 5-like. Gene Ontology annotation, cellular component: membrane. Lineage: Eukaryota; Metazoa; Arthropoda; Insecta; Orthoptera; Acrididae. The transcript is spliced from 5 exons. The record is from RefSeq and is a predicted model, not a curated record. Bases 278 to 1501 code for a protein of 407 amino acids. Gene Ontology annotation, molecular function: hexosyltransferase activity.